AUGGACGGCCUGCGGCAGCGCUUCGAGCGCCUUCUGGAACAGAGGAACUUGGCUACCGAAGCGCUAGGGGCUCUCGAAGCCAAGACAGGUGUCGACAAGCGGUACCUGGCCGCGGGAGCCGCCACUCUCCUAAGCCUGUAUCUUCUCUUCGGCUUCGGGGCGUCUCUACUGUGCAAUGUAAUCGGCUUUGUGUACCCAGCAUAUGCGUCAAUCAAAGCAAUCGAGAGCCCAAGCAAAGACGACGACACUGUGUGGCUCACCUACUGGGUGGUGUACGGCCUGUUCGGGCUGGCCGAGUUCUUCAGCGAUCUACUCCUGUCCUGGUUCCCUUUCUACUACGCGGGCAAGUGCGCCUUCCUGUUGUUCUGCAUGCUGCCCGGGCCUUGGAACGGGGCGCACAUGCUGUAUCAUCGCGCCAUUCGUCCGCUCUUUCUAAAGCAUCACGAGGCCGUGGACAGCGUCGUGAGAGAGUUCAGCGGGCGAGCUCUGGACGUGGCAGUGGGAAUAACCCGGGACGUCCUGCAGACCCUGGCCCGCGGCCGGGCUCUCGUCACCCCCACAGCUGCCCUGGGAGCUGACCCCAAAGCAAGCGUGAGUCUGCUCCAGAAGGACAAGUGAAGGCCUCGCCCAGCGUGUCCACACAGCUGCUGGCUGGCGAGCUGGGGGGCACACGCCAGCCCAAGUCGUCCACGGAUUCCUCGGCGCACUCCCGGGUGGGG
Lontra canadensis (Northern American river otter) is the source of this 719-nucleotide messenger RNA. RefSeq names its product receptor accessory protein 6 (gene REEP6). The transcript is spliced from 6 exons. The record is from RefSeq and is a predicted model, not a curated record. NCBI's taxonomy places the organism in Eukaryota, Metazoa, Chordata, Mammalia, Carnivora, Mustelidae. The coding region runs from base 1 to 618 and encodes 205 amino acids.